Molecule: messenger RNA, 1443 nt
Organism: Spodoptera exigua (beet armyworm)
Lineage: Eukaryota; Metazoa; Arthropoda; Insecta; Lepidoptera; Noctuidae
Source: the annotation of a GenBank genome assembly
CGAGCUUUCAUUAACUUUCAUUUAUGAAAUUACUUGUGAAAAGAGAAGAAUUCUUAUAUAAAAAUAACUGAUAUGUCACGAAAUAUCAAUAGACUGAUUGUCCAGAUCAUGGUUCGUCAACCACCGGCGCCGCUAUGUAUGUCGUUGAGGUUAUAUGCAAGGUGGUCACACAGAUCACCCGCGAAAGUAUUGUUGCCUUACAAAGAAAACCCAAAUCUCAAAAAGGAAAAGGUCAUUGACUUAGAUCCUUCCAUUAUAAAAAAGUCACAUGGUAGAGAAAGUGUUUUGAAUGUCGAAGACGAUAAUGCAAAACAGCCCGAAAGGCGUAAACAAUCUACUCUUCCACCAGAAAAAUCAACACAAAUUAAACAAAAACGCGAAGAAAAUUUGAAGAAACGUAAAUUCUAUCUCAGCCAACAGAAAGUAUUUGAUGAUAAAGGUGAUAUUAUCUAUGAAAAGCUGAAAGAAAGUGAUGGCCGCAUUAGUACCCUGUUAGUAAAGCUGAAAUCAAAAAAAGAAAGGUUGAGAUUAGGCCAGACAUUGGUAGAAGGUUGGAGACUGAUCACAGAUGGAUUAGAGGCUAAAUGUAAAUUGAAAUAUGUCAUCUUCAGUAGGACAGAAGAAUUGAACAAAUUAAAACCUUUUUUGCCUAAAACUGGUGUUAUUUUCUAUAAAGUAUCUUACAAAGAAAUGCAGCUCUGGUCUGAUGUGGAAACAAGUCCAGGAAUUUUUGGUGUAUUUGAAACUCCGACUCCAGAAAAUGUAAAGAUGUUAUCAAAACCUCUACCGCUUCACUUUAUCUGUGAUAACAUAAGAGUACCCGGGAAUUUGGGAGCGAUCUUGCGUGUGGCUGUUGGUGCUGGCUGUGAGAAAGUUUUACUAUCAAAAGGUUGUGUUGAUGUAUGGGACCCUAAGGUCAUAAGAAGUGCAGCAGGAGCUCACUUCAGACUACCAAUAUACCAUUCCAUAGACUGGAAUGAAAUGCCCAGUCAUCUUGAAAAAAACACUUCAAUAUUUGUUGCUGAUAGCAACACCACAUCUACUAGUGAAGGUGAUGGAGAAGAAAUAGAAAAUUUUGAAAGAAAUCAGUUGCCAGUGUUGCCAUAUUAUGGUGUUGAAUUUUCCACUUUGCCACAUACUACUUUAAUAAUUGGUGGGGAAACUGAAGGGAUAAGUCAAGAUAGUUAUUCGUUAGCAACAACGAAAAAUGGUGUUAGAUUGAAUAUUCCUUUACAAAGAGGUGUAGACAGUUUGAACACAGGAAUGGCCACAGCAGUAAUAGCAUUUGAAAUAAGAAAACAACUCAUACAAACUUGGACAAAGGAAAAACUAUCAAGGCAAAUGUUGCAAUCUAAUUAAAACUUUAUAAUGUAGUUCUUAAGGUUGUUAUUAGUUUGUAGUAUAGUUUUAGUUGUUAUGAAUGAAAAAUAUACUAUAAGUUUA